Lactuca virosa is the source of this 471-nucleotide messenger RNA. Lineage: Eukaryota; Viridiplantae; Streptophyta; Magnoliopsida; Asterales; Asteraceae. The record is from the annotation of a GenBank genome assembly.
AUGAGAUAUACUGAAAAUCUUCCUAUCGUUGAAAUUGCUCCUCAGUCGAAACACGGGAAGCUAACUUUCUUUUCACCUAUUCUGCAUUGUGAAGGGUUAGCCCAAACUGUCAACUCGGAUCUUCUUCAGUCUCAUAUCCCAGCACACACCUCAGCCAUAUUGCAAAGUGUAAACAAACAUAGGUUUUACCAGGGCAAAAAGUAUGACAUCUAGAUGGAGCAAAAUGUUUGUAAGAAACCAAGCCACGAGAAAACCCAGUCACAAUAUUUCUGCAGUUGAUAAAGAAGUCGCAAACAACUAAUGAAUGAAGAUGGAAAAACAAAGAAUGCUAAAUGGAAACAAAGUGAGUUGUACAAUAAGUCAAUAUUUGAAGAAAAACCAACUAUGCCUCUUCUCUUUAUUUCUCAACAUGGCUACUUUAAAUUCAUCAAAGAUAAAUGGUACCCUAAAAUGAAAAUAUUGUCAUUAUUG